This is a messenger RNA of Medicago truncatula (barrel medic), 1467 nucleotides long. RefSeq names its product protein SRG1. The record is from RefSeq and is a predicted model, not a curated record. Bases 56 to 1138 code for a protein of 360 amino acids. Lineage: Eukaryota; Viridiplantae; Streptophyta; Magnoliopsida; Fabales; Fabaceae. The transcript has 4 exons.
AAUAUUACAUUUGACCGCACAUCAGCUUUUGACAAAACAAGAAGUGCAAUCAAACAUGUCAAAGCUUGAACAGAAUUUAACAAUGGAAUCAAAAACCUUAGAAUCAUCACUUUCAGUUCCAAGUGUUCAAGAGCUAUCACUCAAAAGUUCACAAAAAGUACCACAGAGGUACAUAAGAGAUGAUGGUGAUGAUGUUUUCAGCACCUUUCCUUCUUCUGAUCCAUCUCUUACCAUACCUUUAAUAGAUAAAGCCAAGUUGGUCAACGCUGAUACACAACAAGAUGAGCUUCAUAAGCUUCAUCUUGCUUGUAAAAAUUGGGGUGUUUUUCAGAUAGUAAACCAUGGAGUUUCAUCCCUUAAGAAUAUGGGGAAUCAAGUUAAGAGAUUUUUCGAUCUUCCUUUACAUGAGAAAAAAAGAUGGGCACAGAAACCAGGAAGUCUUGAAGGGUAUGGUCAAGCAUUUGUUACCUCUGAGGAACAAAAGCUAGAUUGGAAUGAUAUGAUCUUCCUCAAAUCUCUACCUAUUCAGAACAGAAAAUUGGAUUUGUGGCCUCAAAAUCCUCCUGAGUUCAGGGAAACACUAGAAAAAUAUUCUGAAGAAAUGAGGGAGGAAGCAAUAUCAAUUAUGAGUUUCGUUACAUUGGCUUUGGGACUUACGGAUACAAAGAUAUCAGAAAGUUUCAGUGAAGGACUAUAUGAUAUAAGGAUGAAUUGCUAUCCACCUUGUCCAGAGCCUGAAAGAGUUCUCGGGAUUAUUCCUCAUGCUGACAAUUCUGGGAUCACUCUCUUGGUUGAUUUCGGUGAUUUUCCAGGGCUGCAGUUUCUCAAAGAUGGAAAAUGGGUCGGUGUUCAACCGAUAGAAGGAGCCAUUGUUGCUAAUAUUGGCCACAUAAUUGAGGUGAUGACCAAUGGAAUAUACAAAGCACCAGAGCACAGAGCUGUAGUAAACAAAAUGAAGGAAAGAUUGACAAUAGUGACAUUUUGCUAUCCAAGCCCUUCUAUGGACAUUGCACCUGCUAAGAAAUUAAUUGUUGAAGGAAACCAACAAGUAUACAAGAACAUGACACAUGCUGAGUAUUUUGAUAGAUUUUUCAAUAGGAAGCUUGAUGAAUCCUUUAUUGAUAGUAUUAGAUUAUGAUAAAUGAUGUUGUUUAAUUGCACACUAUGAAGCACAGAUACUCUUCGGAUUAAGCGUGUCCCGGUGUCGGACAUGUCUCAUGUCCGACACCGACACGACACCGACACAUAUAAUUACACUGAAUUAUAUAAUUUUCUCAAAUUAUUAGCGGUGUUGGCGUGUCAAUAUCUGAUGUUAGUGUCUGUGCUUCAUAGAUUGCACAUCAUUUUUAUUUUUACCACUCUUCUGCUAUAUCCUUUUUGAAUAUUAAUCAAGAAAAAGUCAUGUAAAUUGUAUCGUGUCAUUUUUAAACUGAGGAUUAAUUUGAUACAAAAUUAUUUUUCAGAUUA